CAGCGCCACCGCCACCACAGUCACACGCACCGCUGCGGGACUCGAUCGGCCGGCUGGAUGGUAAUCUCGCCUCGCUAUCCGAAUAUCCGGGUUGGCUGCUGGCACGCGGAGGGAGUGACCCGACGCAGAUCUCCACGAGCGCCGCGCCUCAGUGUCACCCUGGCAGAGGCAGCGAGGAGAUCGGCUGCGCCCUGAACAUGGAGACCGCGCUGUAAUCCGACACGGAUCCGCCGAGAUUUUCAUGAGACCGCGAAAGAUUCCACCGCCGCCGCCGCCUCCUCCACCUCCACUUCUUCUUCUUCCUCCUCCUCCUCCUCCUCCAGCCGCCACCAACACCUCCUCCUGCGUCUCGGCUCCGCCAGCCGCGGGCCAGCGAGAAUGGAGAAAGCCGCGCCGAGCGCCUCGCAUCCCGGGGCCGCGAGCAGGAGCGGCCCCGCCGGGGCGUCCGCCUCUUCAGGCGACCGGGGUGCCGCGGACGGCAAGAGCCCCGGAUCGCGCUCGGGAUCCGGGCAGGCAGGCUGCUCCGCCGGAGCGAGACGAGCCGGAAGCGGCGGUGCGGUGCCGCCGCCACUCGAGGGGCUCCUCAGCAAAUACACCAACCUACUCCAAGGCUGGCAGAACAGAUUCUUUGUGCUGGACACGGACGCUGCUCUGCUCCUUUAUUUUGUGAAUGAGCCCAGCAGAGGCCAGAAGCCCCGUGGAGUCCUGCCGUUGAACGGUGCUGUGGUCUCCUUGAGUGACGAAGCCCCCCACAUGUUUGUCGUAAACUCCUCAAACGGAGAGUCCUACAAGCUCAGAGCUGCUGAUGCCAAGGAGCAGCAGGUCUGGGUGAGCCAGCUGCAGGCCUGUGUCAAGUCCCACGCCGAAGGAAGUGCCAAGAUAAGAAAAAAGUCGGAUGAAAACUUGUGUGUGGACAAGGCCAACAACAGAAAGGACAGCCUGGGCAACCCUACUGGGAGGGCAAGGAGCUUCUCUUUGCUCCCUCAUGGCACGUCAAACUCCGCAUCGCCAAGCAAUCAGAAGCACCUGCCACACAGCGGAGGGUCCAGCAUCGUGACCAUCACCCACCACAAGUCUCCGGCUGCGGCCCGCAGGGCCAAGAACCAGUACCCAGGACGCCUGCUUGAAGUCAAAGAGAUAAUGAGUCAAGCGGAGGGGCAGCAAAAGAGCCUCGUCCAUUCUAUAGAAGCCUUGCCGACUCGAGGCCCUCUUACCUCCCUGGACCAAGACCUGCUGCUUCUGAAAGCUACCUCAGCCGCGACUCUCAGCUGCCUUGGCGAGUGUCUCAACAUCUUACAGCAGAACGUCAGCCAGGCGUCCCAGCACAGCAAGACCCUGCCUCCAGACGGCGUUCCUGGAUGGCUGGGCCCAAAGUCCUAUUCUGCUGAGCACCUGAAGAAUGGCAGUUUAAAUCAAAUUCCUUCCACGAGAUCUGCAGAACCAUCUCCUGCUUUGACCAGCAGAGGCCUUCAGUGCACGGCUGAGCCUCCAGAGCCAGAAGUGUUCAACCCAGCUGAAGAGGUGACGGACACUGAAGAUGAGGAGGAAGAGGAAGAUGCCACAGUGAUGGAGGAGCAGAGGAGCGUCAUCUUGCACCUCCUGUCCAAGCUGAAGCUGGGCAUGGACCUCACCAGGGUGGCACUGCCAGCUUUCAUCUUGAAGAGGAAGUCCCUGCUGGAGAUGUACGCCAACUUCAUGGCCCACCCGGACAUGUUCCUCAGCAUCACGGCGGGCUCGAGCCCCGAGGAGCGGAUCAUCCUGUUCGUCGAGUACUACCUGACCGCAUUCCACGAGGGCUGGAAGGGCACGGUGGCCAAGAAGCCCUACAACCCCACCCACGGCGAGACCUUCCACUGCUCCUGGGACGUGCCAAAGGACAAGGUGAAGCCCCUGGCCACCGGCGGCCCACCGGCUGCCACCCACGAGGAGGACCCCAGCGACUGCUACAAGCUGCGCUUUCUGGCCGAGCAGGUGUCUCAUCACCCGCCGGUGUCGGGCUUCUACUGCGAGUGCAAAGAGCGGCGGCUGUGCGUCAAUGCCCACGUGCUGACCAAGACCAAGUUCCUGGGCAUGUCUGUGGGCAUAUCCAUGGCGGGCGAAGGUGUCCUCUUCCUCCUGGAGCACGAUGAGGAGUACGUCUUCACACUGCCCUGUGCCUACGUGCGCUCCAUCCUCACCGUGCCCUGGAUGGAGUUGGGGGGCAAAGUGACCAUCAGCUGUGCCAAGACAGGCUACUCAGCCUCUGUGACGUUCCACACAAAACCCUUCUAUGGGGGCAAAGUGCACAGGGUGACGGCCGAAGUCAAAGACCACGCGAGCAACACCAUCGUGUGCAAAGCGCAGGGCGAGUGGAAUGGCACCUUGGAGUUCGCCUACAGCAGCGGGGACACCAAAGUCAUCGACACCAGCAAGCUGCCCGUCAUCAAGAAGAAGAUCCGCCCACUGAAGAAGCAGAGCCCCUACGAGUCGAGGCGUGUCUGGCACGGCGUCACCAGCGCCCUGAGGGAAGGCGACCUCGACGCGGCCACCGAGAGCAAGAAUGUCAUCGAGGAGCAGCAGCGGGCCCACGAGAGACUGAGGGUCACCAACAACAUCGACUGGAAAGCCAAGUACUUCAACAAGGAGGGAGAGGGAUGGCAAUACCACAGGCCGCUCUGGAAGGAGCUGUGAUGAGCCCACCGGUGUGCUGCCGCCAUCACUGUGACAGGUCUCCGUGGAGGAGACAGAGAGGGAACACUAUGGACCCCUAAACAAGAGCCAUCUGUCCACCCACCCUGCGGGCGGCGGGCUCGGGUAGAGACGUACACAGAAUUGUCGAUUUUUCACUUUGCCAAGGCCUUUUUUUGCACUUGUACCAAGUUGUACGGCACAAACAUCUUCUUCUUCUUCCUCCUCCAUGUCUUCAUGAUACCACCGUAAUGCGACCUGCCAAACUGAGACUCCACGCAUGAAUCUGCCAUUCACUCAUCCCACGGGCACCAAGAUGGCAUCAGCACAGGGAGCGGCGGGCGUCGACAUUCCAAAGAGUCUUUCCUUUCCUCGCCCGUCUGUGACGUUUCUCUCCUCGAGCCGUUUGCAAUUAGAAAUAUUUAUUUUUAUUUUGCUUUGCACAUUGAUUAAAAGAUGGACACUUUACUGGGGUCUCGGUGUGCUGCGUUAGGAGACCGCGAGCUCGGUGCCCUCACUUGCGAUACUCGAUAUGCUGCCCCUUCUAUGUUGGACCAUCAUUCAGAAAAAACAGAAAUGCAGACAGCGUGGCAGUACUCCGUCUCACAAACUCCCUUUAGUGUUAAACCCACCACAGUCACGGACCUCUGAGUGCCCACCUGAGGGUGGCUCGGCCUCUGACUUGUUUUCAAUUCUCUUUUGUCUGAGCCGGCUGGGCGUCCACUAGAGACCCCUGAGGUUUAGCCUCAUAAAUGACCUGAGAAUGGGCGAGGUGCCAGGCGCAGACCACCAGGUGGGCAUGUGACUCACGCCACCCGAGACGGACAGAAGUGAGGAAGACGUCUGAAACUUUACGAGGCCUUCAGUUUGGAGAAGCAGCUUUGACCAAUCAGUUAUAUACCGCCUGACCUACACGUCUACUGUCCGUGUGUGUGUGUGUGUGUGUGUGUGUGUACACAGAGGGGGCCUGAGCCAUGUGGCAAGGACAUUAAUUAGCAUAAAGAGAGAAAUUAACAUACAACACUUGCAGGCUCCGCCCACUUAACCCCUAGGGUGCCAGGCAGCAGUAAACCAAAGCAAACACUCACAGUUGUCGGCCCGAUGCUUGCUGGGAAUGGCGUCAAGGCUCCUGGACUCCUCCAGUCACUUUUGUACAUUUCACCGAAUGGGACCCCCUUCAAGAUGGCUGCAAAUGACUGAAGCCCACUAAAGGAAUCCUCCACCUAAAGAGGACCCCGUUUCUCGUUUUACUCGCUCUGCGUUGUUUGGAGCGAAGGUAAAAAGAAAAAAAAAAAAAAAUUAAUCUCAUGUUUUCAACGAGACUGAAAAUCACAAUAUGAGUGCCACCGUUAUGGGGACCACAAAUCAGUCACGUCACAUAAUGUCAGGUGUGCUCAUACAGUCCCAUAGUGGCACUUUGAGUGUGACAGUGAGGAGCACACAGCCCCGCGUCACCAUUCACCACUCAGGAGGUCCAGCUUACUCACUGGUGCCCCUCGUCAUUAAGCCACAUCGCCACUCUGAGCCUCCCAUCGUCUGCUUGUUGAAGCCCCUCCGGUCUGAUGCCUACUUUUCCUCCAAUGAGAUUCGCCGCUCGCUUAUCUGUAACUUUUAAUACCUAAUUGGCUGUCACUCUGCCGUCAGUGGGCAGGACUGACCAAUGAAUGGGGGAGGCGGGGCUUCAAUUCACAGGCCACCUGAACUCACCCACCGCCGCGCAGCUUGUGUGUGUGUGUCAGGGAUGCUGCGAGGACACGACUGGCCAGCGGUGCUUUGAUCAGGUGACACGAGUAGCUGACACUCGCCCACCCGCCGCUGUUUCCCAUUCAGAGCCCCCACACUUUAUUCUCGCAGGGAAGUUAAAGCGGUCACUUUGAGGAGGAGGAGGAGGGUUACGCCAAGGCUGCAGACCUUUGUGAAGACUUUCAGUCAGAUGGGCCCACAAAUAAGACGACAUGGAGAACAACAAGACUUUAACACAAACUUGAAGUUUUAUUUCUGUCUACAUUUUAACAAGUCUAAACCAAAUCUUUAAGCAACAAUGUAAAAAAUGUACUCCUGGGUCGAGGAAAAAGAAAACGACACACAACAAAAAUGAACUCCCCAGGCAUACAUGAGAAGAGGAAGAGGAGGAGGAGGAGGCAGGAUGAAGUCGGCAGGUGGUCUUCAUCAAAGCAUAAAAAAAGAAAAAGAAAAAAAGGCAGAUGGGGUGAGGAAGAAACAAUGAAAAGAAAAUCAAAAGAGAAUUUUACAAAAUAAAGAAAACAAUUCGUCAAGCAGAAGCUGGCAAAACCAAACCAAAAAAAAAAACCAAAA
Molecule: messenger RNA, 4983 nt
Organism: Erpetoichthys calabaricus (reedfish)
Lineage: Eukaryota; Metazoa; Chordata; Cladistia; Polypteriformes; Polypteridae
Gene: osbpl10b
Product: oxysterol binding protein-like 10b
Exons: 13
Coding region: 379-2670 (763 amino acids)
Cellular component (GO): cytosol; intracellular membrane-bounded organelle; membrane
Molecular function (GO): cholesterol binding
Source: RefSeq, a predicted model, not a curated record